UGUUGAAUGAAGCAGAGCCAAACCUGUGGCUCUCACUCGAUGCUUAUCGAUAAGAUCUUCUCCCUUUGUAUCCCCAUAUACCCAUAUCAAUUAUAGAAGCUUUCAUCUAGGAUGAUCAUGGAGAUAGCUUCCUCGCUCUCUUCCUCGACAAGUUGUCCACAGAGACUUCAUCAAAUAAGAGCAAGACAAAAGGGUGCGAUCUCUCCUUUCAAGUCCCACACUGUGUCCUUCAAACUUGGUUCCAAAAACUGCAGAACAUGCAGUGGAAAAGGAGCAAUCGAAUGCCCUGGCUGUAAGGGAACAGGGAAGAAUAAGAAAAAUGGGAACAUCUUUGAGAGAUGGAAGUGCUAUGACUGCCAAGGAUUUGGUCUAAGGAGCUGUCCAAGCUGUGGCAAAGGUGGACUCACACCAGAGCAAAGAGGAGAAAGAUAGACAAGAAAGAAAGAUAGAAAGGAAAACAUUAAUACCUCUAGCCAUGAUGUAAAGCUCGCUAAUGAUAAUGGAAAGUAUGUUUAUUCCAUCCAUGUCUACUUCUAGCUUGCUCCAAAGGAAAGAAGAUGACAAUGUUUUUCAGAAAGAUUGAAUGAGGAUGCAAGAAAGGUGCACGGCAGCAGAACAGACUGUUGAAUAAAAUCAAUUCUUAACGGAUUAAUUAUC
Zingiber officinale is the source of this 657-nucleotide messenger RNA. RefSeq names its product protein PHOTOSYSTEM I ASSEMBLY 2, chloroplastic-like. The record is from RefSeq and is a predicted model, not a curated record. Bases 112 to 432 code for a protein of 106 amino acids. The transcript has 4 exons. NCBI's taxonomy places the organism in Eukaryota, Viridiplantae, Streptophyta, Magnoliopsida, Zingiberales, Zingiberaceae.